UGAGUCCAGCAGUGCACCCUCUAACCGCCAACUGGAGCAACGCGUCGACCACGUCGUCGCAAUGUUCGGCGACAUCAGCACCUUCGCUGCGCCGACCACCAUCAGCAAUCAGCUGGAUACCUUGAAGACCGAGGUCCAGCAACUGCAGUCGACGAACACGGAUGGCAACAAUCCAAAGCAAUACAAGAUGCCAACUUUUCAACUUGAGAAGUUCGACGACUACACGCAUCAGGACCCGGUGCUCUGGUGGGAAGCUUUCACGACGCAACUUCGGAUUCUGCCUGUCGCCAAGCACGCGUACAUCGGCGCCCUGUUCAUGAACUCAAAGGGCGGAUGCCAGAUCUCGUUAACCCACCUGGCAGCCACCCACGGCGUCGACGUCGCAGAUCUGAGAGACAAGAUCACAUGGGAAGAGUUAACACGGUUGUGGAAGAAGCGGUUCAUCGUCGACGACGCACCAGCACUCACCAUCAACCGUCUCUUCACCAUGACUCAAGGCAACACAGCAACACGUGACUGGCUCACGGAAUGGCAGAAGAUCGCGGCAACGCCCGAUCUUGACUUACCAUUUCCGCAUCUACGCCGUGAGUUCUACAACAGGUCAUGCGCUGCAUUGAGCCAGGCACUUGGUGAUCGCGAGCAGUACGCAACCUUCGCUGAGAUCAUUGACAAGGCGAGGGAGAUCAUCAAGACCAACAGGGCGGCUGCGCACGAGAAGUCAACGUGGCAGCCAACCUAUGUGGAGAAGGUGAGAACUGGUCCGCGACAGCAGCAAUUCGUUGUAGUCCAAUCGGACAACACUGUGGAAGACUCGACAGCCACCCAAGCGUCACGUGAGGGAGAUCAGGUGGUUGCUGUCCAGCCGCGAAGCAACAACAAGCCCCGAGUGAACGGGAAGGCGAAACCAGCAUCGCAGGCCGGAAACGGACAGCCAACACCACCAUGGGUCAAGUUCAACUUGACCGAGGCCGAGUACAAGUACCGCGGCCGUUACGGCUGCUGUUACUCGUGCAACAGCACCAAGCACAAGACCUCCCUUUGCCAGGAUCAGGCCAAGGAGGAUGUGUGGCCUCAUCUUAACUCGGGAAACUGAGUGUCGUGGGAGACUCACCCGGGAAUCAUCCACUACUUGAUCAAUUCCAAAUCAAACGUAAGUCAUACGAGUAGUCGAAUUGCUCCUACGGAAGCAAUCAACCACCCUUCAUAGCUCAAGCAAUCCUCAUGCGAUCAAACAAUUCAGGCAAUCAGGCGCGAGUGACUGGGUAAUUCAUAUGUGAGUAUUUAAUUUUUGAUAAAACCCCUUUUAGAUC
Molecule: messenger RNA, 1310 nt
Organism: Chara braunii
Lineage: Eukaryota; Viridiplantae; Streptophyta; Charophyceae; Charales; Characeae
Source: the annotation of a GenBank genome assembly